GCUGGCGUAACUUGCAUCCUUCCUUCCCUCCUUUUUCUCUGAUCAGGUGGAGGUAGUUCCUGCGUGGCAUUCACCCACCCUCCUCCCUCUCUUCCUCGCAUUUCGAUCUGCUCCACCGUGCGGAGCUCGAUUCGUAUUCCAACGCCAACUCAUACUACUAACUCAUGGCGCGGGAAUCAGCUCACCGAAUUUUUACCUUCUCCCUAAUCCUAUGCCUUGCGCAGUUCAUUCCUCGGAUUGUGGUCGGGGUCUCCGGCGGUCCUAGCCACAUUUUGCACUACGGGGAGCUCCACGAAGGCGCUCGCCCUUCUAUGAUAUUGCCGCUGUAUCUCUCUGCUUCCAAUUCUUCCGUUUCCGCCUCCGAUUCCCGUCGCCAUCUCCAGAGAUCCGAGGCCCAACACCACCCUAACGCUCACAUGAGGCUCCAUGAUGAUCUGCUCCUUAACGGGUACUAUACCACGCGGCUUUGGAUCGGGACUCCUCCGCAGAUGUUUGCUCUUAUUGUUGACACGGGAAGUACUGUGACGUAUGUCCCGUGCUCUACCUGCGAACAGUGUGGCACGCACCAGGACCCGAGGUUUCAGCCAGAAUUGUCAAGCACCUAUAAACCUGUCAAAUGCACAUUGGAUUGCAACUGCGACAGUGACAGGAACCAAUGCACAUAUGAGAGACAGUAUGCUGAAAUGAGUACUAGCAGUGGUGUCCUUGGUAAUGAUGUCAUAUCAUUUGGAAAUCAAAGUGAGCUUGACCCUCAACGUGCUGUUUUUGGUUGUGAAAAUCUCGAGACUGGUGAUCUUUAUAGUCAGCAUGCUGAUGGCAUCAUGGGUUUGGGCCGUGGAGAUCUCAGCAUUGUGGAUCAACUAGUUGAGAGAAGUGCAAUAAGUGAUUCUUUUUCAUUAUGCUACGGUGGAAUGGAUUUUGGCGGGGGUGCUAUGGUUCUUGGUGGAAUAUCUCCCCCAUUAGACAUGGUCUUUGCAUAUUCAGAUCCGUGCGCAGGUUCUUGGGAUGGCAACAGUCCAUACUACAAUGUCAAUUUGAAGGAAAUACACGUUGCUGGGAAGCAACUCUCUUUAAACUCAAAGGUUUUUGAUAGAAAACAUGGAACUGUGUUGGAUAGUGGUACAACGUAUGCAUACCUGCCAGAAGAAGCGUUCCUAGCAUUUAAAGAUGCUAUCAAGAAGGAACUUCAAUCUUUCCAGCAAGUACCUGGUCCCGAUCCAAAUUAUAAUGAUAUAUGCUUUGCCAGUGCUGAAAUUGCUGUUUCGCAACUCUCUAAAAGCUUUCCAACAGUUGACAUGGUAUUUGGAAAUGGUCACAAAUUGUCUCUGUCACCUGAAAACUACUUAUUCCGGCAUUCAAAAGUGCGGGGUGCAUAUUGUCUUGGGAUUUUCCAAAAUGGAAAGGAUCCAACUACUCUUCUAGGAGGUAUCAUUGUUCGAAACACUCUUGUAAUGUAUGAUCGAGAGAAUUCAAGGGUUGGUUUUUGGAAGACUAAUUGUUCUGAGUUAUGGGAAAGGCUACAGCUAUCUGCUUCCCCACCGCCAAAGUCGUCUGAAGGAGCAAAUUCUUCUGAAGCUUUUGCACCUUCAGCUGCUCCAUCUGCAUUACAGCACGAUUUGCAUCUGGGGGAAUUCCAAAUUGCACAAAUAACAAUUGAAAUUUCAUUUAACAUCAGUUACUCAGACAUGGAAGAUCAGAUUGCAGACCUGGCUGGACUCAUAGCUCAUGAGUUAGAUGUUAACACCUCACAGGUUCACUUAUUGAAUUUUUCUUCUCUUGGAAAUGCUUCCCUCUCUAGAUGGGCCAUAACCCCAGACACAUCUUCUGAUUUCAUGUCUAACACAACUGCGAUGAGUAUAAUUUCCCGGCUUGCUGAACAUCGCAUGCAACUUCCUAGCACCUUUGGAAGUUAUAAGUUGGUUGGUUGGAAUGUUGAGUCUCCAUCAAAACGGAAUUGGUGGCAGCAAUAUGGUUUGGUGGCGACUAUGGCUAUUUUAGUUACAUUGCUCCUUGGAUUAUCAGCUACUGGAAUAUUCUUGAUUUUGAAAAACAGACAGCAGCAAGUUGUGCAUUCAUACAAGCCAGUUGGUGUUUCUGUUCCAGAGCAGGAACUUCAACCAUUUUGAGCCAUGAUCAAUCAUGCAACCGGAACUGAUUUGAUCAAAAUUUUGUUUCCUAAAAAUGCUGUCCAUGACAGUGUCGAGUGAUCAUCAUUAAACAAUAGAGGUAUAGCAAGAUUUUUAUUUCUUCAUAUUGUUUUAGUAAACGCGAUUUUGUUUGUGAAUAUUGCUGUGUAUAGGUGAAAUUAAGAGCGGAAGCAUGAGGUUGAUUGACAGUUUCUUGUGGAGAAAUGGUAAUUGUUUGUACACAACCACUUGUACGGUCUAUUCAGCACCCAACCUUUUAUCAUUAUUUUAAUAUAAAAUAAUGAAUGAUGUGUGUAACUUUUUAUGAUAAAUAAUACAAAUUAAUAACUAUUGAAUUUA
Molecule: messenger RNA, 2486 nt
Organism: Prosopis cineraria
Lineage: Eukaryota; Viridiplantae; Streptophyta; Magnoliopsida; Fabales; Fabaceae
Product: aspartic proteinase 36-like
Exons: 12
Coding region: 165-2126 (653 amino acids)
Biological process (GO): proteolysis
Molecular function (GO): aspartic-type endopeptidase activity
Source: RefSeq, a predicted model, not a curated record